Rhizophagus irregularis DAOM 181602=DAOM 197198 is the source of this 2270-nucleotide messenger RNA. RefSeq lists its product as uncharacterized. Gene Ontology annotation, biological process: ubiquitin-dependent protein catabolic process; protein polyubiquitination. NCBI's taxonomy places the organism in Eukaryota, Fungi, Glomeromycota, Glomeromycetes, Glomerales, Glomeraceae. The record is from RefSeq and is a predicted model, not a curated record. Gene Ontology annotation, molecular function: ubiquitin protein ligase activity; protein binding.
AACUAUUAAACAGUAUGAUUUUUGGAAUUUAUUCUGCAUCUGAUAACCGUUCAGCGAUUACUUUAAUGUGGGAUACAUUUAAAGUAACAGAAUUGGCACGAUUAUUAUUAAAUAGUCAAUCAAUUCCAAAUGGCAUAAUGACAGAUACUGCCUUUUCCGAGCAAUGGGGUCUAUUUACUUUGCUUUGUGAGUUAUUUAGUAGAGUUUUGUUUACUAUGGGAGAUGACGAAUUCUUUGAUGAGAGUAAAAAUCCGUUAAAAUUAUCAGAAAUUAUUAAUAUGUCUAUUUGUAUGAAGCAUGUGGGAUUCUCGUUAUAUUGGAGCAAUAGUACUUUGUUAAAGUUGGAUAGUACGAUUGAAGGAAGCUUGCUUAAUAAUUUAAGAGAGAUUGUUACUAAGUUAUUACGGCAAAUUCAUGCGAGAGAUUCUCGUCGUCAAUUCACACCAUCAGAUCAUUGGUUAAUGACUUCAGAAAUUGAUAUGAAUGUUUUUGUGGAGGCUGUAGUUCGUGAGGAACAAGAGCUUGAACGAGAUAAUGAUAAAAUUCAUUUAAAUAAGAAACAAUUAGUGAAUUUCAGCCCGAGACUUGGAAUUUUGGAUAAUAUUCCCUUCGUAAUACCUUUCGAAGUUCGGAUUAAAAUCUUUAGAGAAUAUGUAUAUAAUGAUAAAAAACGAGACCGCCAUUUCGAUGUCUUUCCGCAUCCACGUACACGUGUUACAAUUAGACGAAAUUCCGUGUUUGAGGAUGGUUUCACCCAUCUUAAUGCAUUAGGCGCCGGACUGAAAAGUCCGGUUGCUAUUCAAUUCAUUGAUGAAUUUGGAAUGCCAGAAGCCGGUAUUGAUGGGGGCGGUUUAUUUAAAGAAUUUUUGACAUCGUUAACACGUGUUGCAUUUGAUACGAAUUAUGGGUUGUUCCUCAGCACGAAGGAACAACUUUUAUACCCUAAUCCGCAUAGCUACGCAAAACAAGAAACCCAACUCGAAUAUUAUGAGUUCAUAGGUCGUAUAUUAGGCAAAGCUUUAUAUGAAGGAAUUUUAGUUGAUGCAGCAUUUGCCGGGUUCUUUUUAAGCAAAUGGCUAGGAAGAUCAUCAUAUUUGGAUGAUUUGCCUACACUUGAUCCAGAAUUAUACCAUGGCUUAAUAUACUUGAAAAACUAUAAAGGCGAUGUUGAAUCGGAUUUAUCACUUAAUUUCACCGUUGUUGACAAUGAGUUUGGUGAAUCUCAAACUAUUGAAUUAAUCCCUGGGGGAAGUGACAUACCGGUUAAUAAUGAUAAUCGUAUACGCUAUAUAUAUAUGAUGGCACAUUAUCGACUAAACAGACAAAUAGAUCGUCAAUGUAAGGCAUUCUUUCGAGGGUUAUCGGAUUUGAUUGACGAGAAGUGGUUAAGAAUGUUUAAUCAGGAAGAACUUCAAAUAUUAGUUGGGGGUGCAUAUAUUCCAAUAAAUAUUGAAGAUUUAAAACAAAAUACAGUAUAUUCUGAUUAUAAGGAGGAUGAUCUAGUUAUUAUUAAUUUCUGGAAAGUUGUAUCUGAGUUUUCUGAAGAACAAAAGCAAAAAUUAAUAAAAUUUGUUACAUCCUGUUCUCGACCUCCUAUACUUGGGUUUAAGGAACUUAAUCCAAAGUUUAGUAUACGUAAUGCUGGAUCCGGAACGCGAUUGCCUUCUUCUAGUACUUGUGUUAAUUUAUUAAAAUUGCCAGCUUAUCCCGAUGAAGAUACUUUGAGAGAGAAAUUAUUAUACGCUAUCAAUGCAGAUGUUGGGUUUGACUUAUCUUAAUAUAUUUUUUUAAUUAUUAAUUAAAGAGGUGGAAGAAUGUAAUUUUAAAUUAAGAAAAAAAAAAACAAUUUAUUGUCACGUGACACAUGAUAGAAUUUAAAUCAUGUGAUAUGAUAUGUGACCUUAAUUAACGUAUAUAUUAAAAUUUGGUUUGCAUAUUUGCUAAGCUUAUUUAAAUAACUAGUAUAUUAUCACUGGUAUUUACUUAAUACGAAGUUUUGCCAAAGUAUAUACAACUAUUAGAGAAUUGGACAAGUAAUUUUUAUGAUAUAUCAAAGAUUGUUUAAACGAUUUUUUAAUUAAGCUUAUUGAUAUUCACAGUUCGGAUGAUAUUCCAAUAACUCUGUUAUUAUGCAUAUAAAUCAUAUUGUUGUUCAGUCGAUUAAGAAUAUGCAGGAUUUUACUGAACCAUUUAUCGUUGCCGAUAAGUUUCACGAUGGAAGAAUGCUCACAAAUGAUACAAGAAGGAAAUGUUGUUUACCAAUGUACUAU